Molecule: messenger RNA, 5244 nt
Organism: Brienomyrus brachyistius
Lineage: Eukaryota; Metazoa; Chordata; Actinopteri; Osteoglossiformes; Mormyridae
Gene: pwp2h
Product: PWP2 small subunit processome component
Exons: 21
Coding region: 274-3021 (915 amino acids)
Biological process (GO): ribosomal small subunit assembly; maturation of SSU-rRNA from tricistronic rRNA transcript (SSU-rRNA, 5.8S rRNA, LSU-rRNA)
Cellular component (GO): Pwp2p-containing subcomplex of 90S preribosome; small-subunit processome
Molecular function (GO): protein binding
Source: RefSeq, a predicted model, not a curated record
ACUGGGGCGCUACUUCACAUAAACUAAUGAUUUGGGCAGUAGAUCCGUGCCCGGUCCGAGGGAAGUCGAGCAGGAUGCUCUUCCUUCCGCUAGGGGGCUCACCGGUUUUUCGUCACAGUAUCAGUAUUCCGUAACCCGGACGUACACGGUAUCCAGCAUGUUCUCCUACUCGCGUGUGUAGUUACGUUUUCUGAUGCGGAGCGUCAUGUAGACUUCUACUAUCGACUUUUAAUGGAUUAUGUUUAGUUAGAUUUGGUAUACUUAGAGUCCAUUAUGAAAUUUGCUUACAAGUUUUCCAAUUUGCUUGGCGCUGUUUAUCGCCGCGGAAAUCUGAAUUUCUCCAAGGAUGGAAACACCGUGAUAAGCCCCGUAGGCAAUCGCGUUUCUGUUUUCGACCUUAAAAAUAACAAAUCCGAGACGCUGCCUCUUUCCACCUCCAAGAACAUAACCUGCGUGGGUCUGUCCCGGGAUGGAAACCUAGCCAUACUGGUAGAUGAAGACGGAGCCGCCCUGCUCAUAAGCCUGGUAAGCCGAGCGGUGCUGCAUCACUUUCAUUUCCACAAGCCUGUGCACAGCGUGAGCUUCUCUCCGGACGGCAGGAAAUUCGUGGUCACAAAAGAAAAUGUGGCCCUCAUGUAUCACGCCCCUGGGAAGACGAGGGAGUUCAAUGCCUUUGUGCUGGACAAGAGCUACUACGGCCCCUAUGACGAAACCACAUGCAUUGAUUGGACCGACGAUUCCAAGUGCUUUGUGGUUGGCAGCAAGGACAUGACAACCUGGGUGUUCGGAACCAAGCGCUGGGCCAACCUUGUAUACUACUGCCUGGGUGGACACAAAAAUGCAGUUGUGGGCUGCUUCUUUGAGCAGGACAGCUUGGAUCUGUACACAGUGAGUCAGGAUGGGGCCCUGUGUGUUUGGGAGUGUGACACUGAGCUGGACGGCUUGCUGGCCGAGAAGCCCAGAGAGGCUCAGCUACAGGAAACGGGCGAGGAAGAGGAGGAGGAGGAGGAAGGAGCAGAAGGACAGCCACGAGCUGAGGUCAUCCGUGGGAAAUCUGACGGGAACAGGCAACAGCAAGGCAGCAGGAACGUCCACUAUAAGCGCCUUGGCAAGUACUUCUUUAACAAGGAGGGUGAUUUCAAUGACUUGACAGCCACCGCAUUCCACAAGAAGACACACCUACUGGUGACUGGGUUUGCUUCUGGAAUCUUCCACCUGCAUGAGCUCCCAGAAUUCAACCUGAUCCACUCACUCAGCAUUUCUGACCAGAGGAUCUCCUCCAUUGCCAUCAACUACACAGGAGACUGGAUAGGCUUUGGCUGUUCAGACAUGGGCCAGCUACUAGUGUGGGAGUGGCAGAGUGAGUCCUAUGUGUUCAAGCAGCAGGGACAUUUCAACAACAUGGCAGCCCUGGCCUACUCCCCAGAUGGGCAGUAUAUCGCCACGGGAGGGGAUGAUGGGAAGGUGAAGGUGUGGAACACCACCAGCGGCCUCUGCUUUGUCACAUUCCUGGAGCACACGAGCAGCGUCACCAGUGUCACCUUCAGCCCACGCGGGUUCGUCAUCGUUAGCGCCUCCCUAGACGGCUCAGUGAGAGCGUUCGACCUGCACAGGUACCGUAACUUCCGCACCUUCACAUCGCCCCGGCCAGCCCAGUUCUCCUGCCUGGCUGUGGACUGCAGCGGCGACCUGGUCAGCGCUGGGGCCCAGGAUUCCUUUGACAUCUUCAUCUGGUCUAUGCAGACGGGCCGAUUGCUCGAGGUGCUGGCGGGUCAUGAGGGCCCUGUGAGCAGCUUGAGCUUCAACCCGAUGCGGUCGGUGCUGGCUAGCUCCUCCUGGGACCGCACCGUCAAGCUAUGGGACAUGAUGGAUAGCUGGCAGACCAAGGAGACGCUCCGUCUCACUGCCGACGGCCUGGCUGUCACAUACAGGCCAGACGGCCAGGAGCUGGCGGUGGCCACACUGGACGGUGAAAUCUCUUUCUGGAAUCCACAAACAGCCUCCCAGACGGGCUCCAUCAUGGGCCGCCAUGACCUUCAAAUAGGCCGGAAGGAGACUGACAAGAUCACAGCCAAGCAGGCUGCCAAGGGCAAGUCCUUCACCUCCUUGUGCUACUCUGCUGACGGCCAAUGUGUCCUGGCUGGUGGCCAGUCCAAGUUCGUCUGCAUAUACAGUGUCAAAGAGCAGAUCCUUGUGAAGAAGUUUGAAAUCUCCUGCAACCUGUCUCUGGAUGCCAUGGAGGAGUAUCUGGACCGGAGAAAAAUGACAGAAUUCGGGAGCCUGGCACUACUGGACGAAGGGGUUGGGGACGGCGAGACAGUGGCUGUCAGCCUUCCGGGUGUCCGGAAAGGAGACAUGAGCUCUCGGCAUUUCAAGCCAGAGAUCCGAGUCAGUUCCCUGCACUUCUCCCCUACGGGCCGCAGCUGGGCAGCUACCUCCACCGAAGGCCUGCUGAUCUACUCUUUGGAUGGGGGGUUGGUGUUUGACCCCUUUGACCUGGACUUGGACGUGACUCCCACCAGCAUUCGACGUCAGCUCCACCAGGCAGCGUGGGCAGUGGCCAUUGUGCUAGCCUUCCGCCUGAAUGAGAGAGCGCUCACCCGGGAGGUGCUAGAAGCUGUGCCGUAUGACCAAGUUGAGGUGGUGUGUAGCUCACUCCCGGACCUGUAUGUGGAAAAGUUACUGGGCUUUGUAGCUGUGGAGCUGGAAAGUUCCAGUCACCUGCAGUUCUAUCUCACCUGGGCCCAGCGCUUGCUUAUCUUCCAUGGACAGAAGCUCAAAGUCAGGUCAGGAGCAAUACUACCGACCAUCCAGUCCUUACAGAAGAGCAUCCAGAAGCACUUUGAGGAUUUGUCCAAGCUCUGUGACUGGAACAUCUACACUAUCCGCUACGCUGAGGCCCUGUCUAAACAGAGGGGCCUGAAGAGGGCAGCACCAGAGCCAGCUAGUGACGACGAGAGGUCGGAAGUGUCGGACCUUAUGAGCGAGGCGUCCCUCGAGGAGACUGACAUGCUCAACUAGAGAUCCUCAAACUUUGAGACUGCCAUUCUUGCAUAUGAAGUCACAUGUGUCGAAUAGCACAGAUGCGUUGAAUAUUGUUAAACAACAUGCUUAGAGUCGAAAAGUUUUGGCUGAACAGAUGAACCGAAGGGGUCAAAGUCUGGCAUGUCGUCUGCAUGAAGCCGCAGUGAGUUGGCUUUUGCACCUCAGAGCCAUGCUAACCAGCGAGUGCAUUGUGGGAAAUAAAGUAACUGGCAGGGGACCCUGACAUGUAGACCGUGCAUGUGAGAUUAUUUUUAUUUUGAACGAAAACUUGUUUUGGGAUUUAUUUGUCUGGAUUUUUUUUUUUAAUGUAUUGAAUUUUGUGUACUGAAACUCAAACAUCAUUUGUGGGUUUUUUUUUUUUAAAGUGUUGCACCGAUGCAUUUGAAACGGGCAUGAGAUACCUGUAAGACCCUUUAUGUAAUGGUUGUUGCUUUUGAAUUUUGUGGAUUGCAGCGGAAACAUAAAAACGAUACCCAGCUUUAAGAAAAAAUUAUUUCAUGGAUGGGGUGAGCAAUUUUUAUCACUUUUAUAAAUUUAUUUAGCAGACGUCUUUAUCCAAUGAGGCAGAAUCAGCCAUUCCCUGGAACAUUUGGUGAUUAACUAAAAGGCAUUAGGGUCCGAUGGUGAAAUCAUUACAGCAACCCUGAAAUUCUAAAUGACAACCUUCCCACCCCAGGCACAGAGCCCUAACCCGCUUAAGUACACUCUGGUCACCAGCAGAUGGCAGCAACAGUGACCGUAGGUAGGAUACAGACUUACCACAUAUAUCUUUUGGCCAGUACUGGAACUAGCUGCUAUGGUGCUUCCCACUCAAGGCAGAGUGAAAUCGGCUGGCAAGUCGGCUCCCCCUCAGAAGUUGGUGCCCUAGACGGGUUGAAUGCCACUGCUUUAAGAGGGAUAUGAUUGGAAGCAGUCAAGACCAUGAGUGAAGCAAUUAGAAGAUUGGACAGCGAUAGGUGGUUCUGGCUGACAACAGAAACUUCACAACUUUACAUAAAUGGGUUUGAAUGGCUAUUAAAGGUAACCAUCUUCACCUGUGACCUGUUUGCUUGUAAUUAGUGAGUGUGUAUAAAAGGUCCAUGAGUUUCUGGACUCCUGACAGACCCUUGAAUCUUUCAUCCAGUUCUGCAUUGAUGUUUUUUGGAUUCUAAAUCAUGGGGAAAGCAAACGAAUUGUCAAAGAAUAGGUAGUUGAACUCUAUAAAACAGGAAAGGGAUAUACGAAAAUAUCAAAGGAAUUGAGAAUGCCGUGUUCAGACUCUAAGAAGUGGAAAAUUAGGGGUUCUGUUGAAACCAAACCACGGUCAGGUAGACCGACUAAAACUUCAGCCGCAACUGGCAGGAAAAUUGUUCAGGAUGCAAAGAAAAACCCACAAAUAACUUCAGGUGAAAUACAAGACUGAAAAAAUGUGGUGUGGCUGUUUCAAGAUGCACAAUAAGGAGGCACUUGAAGAAAGAUGGGCUGAGUUGGUGGUGGAAAGCCAUCGCUACGCAAAUGCCACAAAGAAUCCCACUUACAACAUACAGCACGGAGACCAGCCUCAAACCUUCUGGCACAAAGUCAUUUGGAGUGAUGAGGCUAAAAUGGAGCUUAUUGGCCACGACCAUAAACGCUACUUUUGGAGAGGAGUCAACAAGGCCUAUGUUGAAAGGUACACCAUUCCUACUGUGGAACAUGGUGGUGGAUCGCUGAUGUUUUGGGGAUGUGUGAGCUACAAAGGCACAGGAAAUUUGGUCAGAAUUGAUGGCAUGAUGAAUGCAGUAAGUUAUCAAAAACUACUGGAGGAAAGUUUGCACUCAUUGUACUUGGACAUUCCAACAUGACAAUGAUCCAGAACAAAAGGCCAGGUCGAUCUGUUAUUGGCUACAGCAAAAAUAAAGUGAAGGUUCUGGCCUCCAUAUCAUUGAGCCACUCUUGGGAGACCUCAAACGUGCAGUUCAUGCAAGACAGCCCAAUAACUUACAGGGACUGGAGGCUUCUUGCCAGGAAGAAUGGGCAGCUUUACCAUCUGAGAAGAUAAAGAGCCUCAUUCAGAACUACCACAAAAAACUUCAAGCUGUCAUUGGGGGGCAAAACGCAGUAUUAAGAACUGGGGUAUGUAAGCUUCUGAUCAGGGUCAUUUGAGUAGUUUCUGUUGUCAUUAUGGUUUCAAAAGUAAACACAGUUGUUUGACAAUAAAUGGUUUCAGCCAACCACUAA